AAAACAGUGUUCUAAGUCUUUAAUAAAAACCCUUUAGAUACAAACAAAACAACAGCUAUCACACACCAAGAAAAAAAAAAUGAAAGACACAAAGUAGAAAAACAAGAAAUUAAGAAAUGGACAUCACCGCCACAUCAAAACUCUUAUUACACCUCCCACUGCUUCUUCUUCUUUCACUCCAAAACCCAUUCACACCUCGCCUCCAUUAAACCCACCACCAACACCACAGUUGUUCUCCAAUUCAGAAAACAACACAUUUUAAUGCCUUUAUUUUUAUGUUAAUAAUUAUUUUCUAUCUAUUCGAGUAUAGUAUACGGUAUACAAGCCAAAAAUGGGUUGCACGGCGUCGAAACUCGACAACGAGGAAACCGUGAGGCGCUGCAAGGAACGGCGUCGUUUCAUGAAAGAUGCCGUUUACGCGCGCCACCACCUUGCGGCGGCGCACUCUGACUACUGCCGCUGCCUCCGCCUCACCGGCUCCGCUCUCUACACCUUCGCCGCCGGCGAACCCCUCGCCGUCUCCGACGACACUCCCGCCGUCAUCCUCAAAACCACUACCACCGCCGCCGCCGAUAAUCCCCAAACGCAUCCUCCUCCUCCUUCCGCCGCCGCAACAAGCCCCAAACUCCCUCGCAUAAUAACCUCCGACGUCACGCGCCGCCGAAAACCGCCAUCGAAGCUUCCUCAUAUACUCUCUGAAUCGAGCCUCUGUUCCACGCCUGGAAGCGAGUAUUCAAACUUCUUCGCCACCGCACCUACUUCGAAACCACCACAUCCUCCUCCUCCUUCCGCCGCCGCGCGUCGCCGCAAGCCUACGCCGAAACUCCCUCACAUCCUCUCCGAAUCGAGCCUCUGUUCCUCGCCGCGAAGCGAGUAUUCGAAUUUCUUCCCCAGGGCGCAACAAGUUCAAUCCACCACGCCUACUUCGCAAGCCUCUUCGGUUUGGAAUUGGGAGAAUUUCUAUCCUCCCCCGUCUCCUCCAGGCUCCGAUUACUUCCGCCAAAAAAAUCACAAAUCGGAAACGCCGAAUCUCGAAACGUCGGAAUCGGAAUCUGAAUCGACCUAUAAUCCGUUCGGUUCAAAAGUUCAACGUAUACGCAAAAUCGAAAACAUUACUAACGUUGAUUCAAUUUCACAGCAACAAAACGCGGAACGUGAAGUUUUGGAAUCGGAAUCGGAAUACGGAUACUUACGUGAACCGGUUCAGACGGAGCGUGAGGAGGUUCUAUGCAGCGAGUGGGAGGACCGUUACAGUUCCUCGAGUUCGUCGUCGGAGGAGGAGGAAGGGAUCGCCAAAAAUAGAUCGCCGGCGAAGGCGGAAUCUGACGCCGGCGGCGAUGCUCCGGAGAAGAAGGAUGAGAAGGUUGAUGAUGACGUGGCGGAGGCGGCUAAGGUUGCCGUGAGGCAUAGGGAUUUGAAGGAGAUAGUGGAAGCGGUUAGGGAGAAUUUUGAGAAGGCUGCGAUGGCCGGAGAUCAGUUAUCGGAGAUGCUCGAAGUUAGCAAAGCGCACCUUGAUCGGAGUUUCAAGCAAUUGAGGAAAACACUUUACCAUUCAAAUAGUAUACUGAGCAACCUGAGUUCGAGUUGGACCUCUAAACCGCCGUUGGUGGUUAAGUACCGGUUCGACGCCGGUUCGUUGGACGGACCGGGAGGUUCGAAGAGUCUGUGUGCUACUUUGGAACGGCUUUUAGCUUGGGAGAAGAAGCUGUAUCAGGAAGUGAAGGCUAGAGAAGGUGUGAAGAUUGAGCAUGAAAAUAAAUUAUCAGCACUGCAAAGUCAAGAAUGCAAAGGGGGUGAUGAAGCAAAGCUAGAUAAGACCAAGGCCUCCAUAACAAGGUUGCAGUCAUUAAUUGUUGUCACAUCUCAAGCCGUGUCUACCACCUCAGCUGCCAUUAAUGGCCUUAGGGACUCUGAUCUUGUUCCUCAGCUUGUUGAGCUCUGUCAUGGAAUCUUAUACAUGUGGAAGUCAAUGCAUCAGUACCAUGAAAUUCAAAGCAACAUUGUGCAGCAAGUCCGUGGCCUUGUGAACCAAUCAUCCAAAGGUCACUCAACAUCUGAAUCACACAAGCAGGCAACUCGUGAUCUUGAAUCAGCUGUGUCAGCUUGGCACUCCAGUUUCUGCCGCCUCAUAAAGUUUCAACGUGACUUCAUCCUGUCUCUACAUGGCUGGCUCAAGUUGAACCUUAUUCCAGUCAACAAUGACAACAACAGCAGCAGUGAACCAUCUGGUGUGUUUUCUUUCUGUGAUGAAUGGAAACUAGCCCUUGACCGUGUUCCGGACACAGUUGCUUCCGAAGCAAUCAAAAGCUUCAUCAAUGUUGUCCAUGUGAUAUCUGUCAAGCAAUCUGAAGAGCUCAAGAUUAAGAGGAGAACUGAGAAUUCUUCCAAGGAACUUGAGAAAAAAUCUUCAUCUCUGAGAAGCAUAGAAAGGAAGUUUUACAGCUCCUAUUCUAUGGUAGGUAUUACCCCUCCUGAGUCAGGGCCUGGUAAUGGACAAGGCUUGGAUGCAAGAGACCCUCUUGCUGAAAAAAAAAUGGAACUAGCAGCGCACCAAAGGCGCGUCGAAGAUGAAAUGGUGAGGCAUUCAAAGGCUGUUGAGGUGACUAGAGCCAUGACACUCAACAAUCUACAGACAGGCUUGCCUGGAGUGUUUCAGGCAUUGACCAGUUUUUCUACUUUGUUCACUGAGGCUCUUGAGUCAGUAUGUAGCCGUUCAUAUGCCAUCAAGUAACUAAAGGGGUUUAGCUCAGGGGACUAGCUCAGUUAGUUGAGUAUGAUGCGUGAGUUGUUUAAAUCCCCUGGUAUCUGUCUUCGAUUCCUACCGGCAAAUUAAAAAAAAUGUCAUCAAGUAGGUCAUUCAUUUGUUAUGCUUGGGAAUUGAAGUAUAGCAUAAGAGUUGGCUCUUUUUUUGGUGCUGGCUCUUGCUGCUCACAUUAAUUAACUGUUUGGUUUACUUUGAAAUGUAAAUAUGAAGAAUUUUGUGGUUUUAUCAAUCUUUUUAUUAUUAUUAUGGAAAAGGGGAUUGUCUCUUUUUUGCACAAGCAAAUUUUUUUGUUUGUAUCAGAGGAUGGAAAUUUUCGGUAUGAAUAAAUUUGCUCAUUUUGCUUUUUGGUCCA
This is a messenger RNA of Glycine soja, 3116 nucleotides long. Its product is annotated as nitrate regulatory gene2 protein-like. Bases 332 to 2731 code for a protein of 799 amino acids. Lineage: Eukaryota; Viridiplantae; Streptophyta; Magnoliopsida; Fabales; Fabaceae. The transcript is spliced from 4 exons. The record is from RefSeq and is a predicted model, not a curated record.